Triticum turgidum subsp. durum (durum wheat) is the source of this 354-nucleotide messenger RNA. NCBI's taxonomy places the organism in Eukaryota, Viridiplantae, Streptophyta, Magnoliopsida, Poales, Poaceae. The record is from the annotation of a GenBank genome assembly.
AUGGUGAAGGUGGAGGAGGCGCAAGCGGAGGCCAACAUUGGCAGCUCCGUGUCGUCCAUGUUGGGCCACAACGACGACCAGGCCAGACAAUCCAGUUCAAUCGUCGACCUCACCUCCAUCGACGAUAUCGACGGCCAGGCGGCGGACAUCGGACACGUGCCCAUGUCGAGUUCGAGCUCAAGGUACGACGACGGCUACAUGAGCGACUGGGAGGGCCGGCCGAGGUGCGGGAGCAAGGUGCGGUCCAGCGACGAGGACUCCGGCUGGUGGGUCGGCGAGCGCGACGUCGACCGCAAGGCCGCCAACUACAUCAACGAGUUCCACCAGAAAAAGGCACCACCAACACCUAGCUAG